Onthophagus taurus is the source of this 828-nucleotide messenger RNA. RefSeq names its product insoluble matrix shell protein 4-like. The record is from RefSeq and is a predicted model, not a curated record. Lineage: Eukaryota; Metazoa; Arthropoda; Insecta; Coleoptera; Scarabaeidae.
GGUAAAUUUAAAUAUUUCAUGAAAUUAAACACCACACUUGUUACAAAUACGAUUCAACUAUUGAGUAAGUUCAUUUUAAAAAUUUUGAGAUAUUGAUACCUGAUACAGCUAGGAUUUAGUAUAAAAUGUCUUCACCUAAUCAAACUCAACAUCAGUAUCACAACAGCGAUUGUCAUCAAAACCACAGCAAUGUACUCAAAGUUAGCAAUUUUGCUUUUGGUAACUGUUGGAAUGGCUCAAUGCGGAUUUUUAAAUUACACCCCAAAUUCGAGUUAUGGGCAACAAUCAAGCUAUGGAAACUCCAACAACGGAUAUCCUGCUAGUUCCUCAAUAAAUCGUCAAGAUACAACAAACGGACACAGAAUUUUCGGAGUCGCUCGAUCUUACCACUAUGGGACGUUUAAUCCACGUUAUGGAGGUGGAUAUGAUGGAAAUAAUUUUAGAAAUAAUAAUAAUAACUUAUACGGAUUCGGAACUUCAAACAGAUACGGUGCCAGCAACAAUAAUGGAGGAUAUGGAUACAAUUUAAACAACAAUCAAGGAUCUUCCAAUAACCCUAAUACAGGUUUCAAUGGAAAUUUAAACGGAAAUAAUUUAAAUAGAGGUGGAAAUUACGGCUAUGGAAACGGUUAUGGAUACAACACUUAUGGAUAUGGAUCCACAAGUAACAACGGACAAGGUCAAAUCAAUUCCAGUUAUAGAAGCAACGGAAAUUAUUAAAGAUUUAAAACAAUAAAUCUUCAUAAAAACUAUAAAAAGUUCUUUCCUUCCAUUAUAAUUACUGUAAUUACUGCUAUGUAGAACUUAAAAAAGAACUUUUAUGCGCUU